Anneissia japonica is the source of this 8654-nucleotide messenger RNA. RefSeq names its product afadin-like. The transcript has 26 exons. The record is from RefSeq and is a predicted model, not a curated record. Lineage: Eukaryota; Metazoa; Echinodermata; Crinoidea; Comatulida; Comatulidae. The coding region runs from base 159 to 6092 and encodes 1977 amino acids. Gene Ontology annotation, biological process: signal transduction. Gene Ontology annotation, molecular function: protein binding.
GGAGACUGAAAACGAGAGGGCGUCACAGCAGUAUCAGUUUUUACGUUUUAAAGCAAGGAGACCAGAGAUAGAAGGGAGAUUGGUUGUGAAAAGCUGUAAAUACACUCUAUUUCUUUCGGAUUUUUUAAAGGAUUUAUUUCAUGGAUUUAUACUAGGAUAUGGAUCCGUCAAUUUUCGUUCCUAGAAACGGGGAAACUAUAUCCCCAACAGAACUGAAGAAGUUACGAGAUGCGAUUGAAGAUUGGAAUUCUAGCCGCUUGGACUUAUUUGAAAUAAGCAAGCCGACUGAGAAUGGAGAAUUCCAUGGUGUCAUGCGCUUCUUCUUCCAAGAGGCAGGUGCCAAGGUUGCAACAAAAUGCAUCCGAGUUUCCAGUACUGCGACAACAAAGGAAGUAAACAACGCCCUAAUCGAAAAAUUCCACCCAGAUAUGCGAAUGCUCUCGUCACCUAAAUAUGGACUAUAUGAAAUACAUGCAGCUGGAGAUGAACGUAAGCUUGGAGAAAAUGAGAACCCAUUGCUGGUGCAACUUCACUGGACAGAAAGUGACAGAGAAGGACGAUUUCUACUCAAGGUGGAAAAUGGCAAAGACGGUGCCUUUGAUAAUGGAGCAAACCGCAAUUCAAAACGACGUCUGUCCCGACGAGAAAAAAAAGAGCUGAAGAAGAAGGAGAAAGAAGCAAAAAAGAAACAGGGCAAGUCGCCCGGGGGAAGUAUUGACGAUCUGCAGCUCAGCACGGCUGAGCAGCAUUACAAAGAAAAGCCGGAUUCGUUGUUUACACGUAGCAUCUCAAACCCGGAAGCUGUUUUGAAGCGCCGGCGAGAGCUGAAGUUGGAAAAGAAACUGGAUAAAAUACGGCAACGGCCAAAUUCAGGUGGUGUUCUCAAGGUAUAUGCUCACACCAUUGUGCCGCAGGUUCCAUACAAAUCCCUGCUCGUGUCUGUAGACCAGACAGCAGAAAAUAUAAUAGCUGAGGCUCUAGAGAAAUAUGGUCUACAAAAGCAUAACCCUGCUAAUUACUGCCUCGUCAAGGUAACGGUUCCCCCAGGAGCAAGCCCAAGUGAAUAUGCAGACAAGGGAGAAUGGGGUAAAGAAACUGUAAUGAAGCCAGAUGAGAGCCCUCUAGAAGCAGUGAUAAAGCAACCACCAGAUCAAGGAGAGUUAAGGUUUGAACUGAAGAAUCGGCAGGACGAUCAUCCAAUUGCAAAAAAGAUGGUAGAUAACGAUAACUAUGUGGGUCGAUCAUCUAUACCACAAGACAGGCUGCCAUACUUCUUGGAGCUUAAUCCAGAUGGCACAGACGUUAUUGAUUAUAAGCCCAAGAGACAUCGUCUUCAAAUGGACGUAACUGAAGUCGGAAGUGCACGUGCCGUCCCGUCAACUGGGAACUACCUACAGUUAUGUUCGCAGCAUAUUCUUUCUCGUCAUUGUGUCAUCGCAAACAUGGAGGGCGUCAUCACAGUCACGCCAACUAGCCGCGAUGCAGAGACGUACGUUAACAGGCAACGGAUAUUUGAGACAACAAUAAUCCAACACGGAGCAGUAAUCCAAUUUGGCAAGAUGCAUACCUUCAGAUUUUGUGAUCCACAGCGUGAAGAACCUGAUAUGUCUAAUGCGUAUGCUCCAAGAUCCCCUACCAGACCAGUGGAGACGACCUUUGACGUGGAUGGCAAUAUUGAGACAACCAGACAGCAACAGGGCAGAGGUCAGCCUGAUGUGAACUCACCGGUGCCAAUCCCACGACAGGUUGAUGAUGGUUUGCCUGCUAUCCUGGAGUUCAGGGAAAAUGCGGAGAACGAUUUCCUUGAAGCACUUAUUGCUGAAGUAAAUGCUGCAGCCAUGCCAUUUAAACUCAGCCCAACUUACAGUGUGUAUAUGGCAUUGCGCUACCGGCUUUCAAGGCUUUACAGACCAGAAAUGGGUCCCACAGAGCGUGCUCAGAAACUAACAGCACUUUUGAACAAAAUGGCAGAUCUUGUUGAGAGAACUGUACAGGAUAGUUACAAUAAUGCUGGCGCACUGGCUUUUUGGUUGGCUAAUGCCUCUGAGCUUCUUCACUUCAUCAAACAUGACAAAGACAUGGGAGGGCUAUCCCAGGAUGCACAGGAUAUCCUGUCCGGUGCAGUGCAGGAAUCCUUUAAACUACUUGUCAAGUGUCUGCACGGCGAACUUAACGCAGUCAUGAAUGCGUUCUUAGAUCCAAGUGACGAAGCAGAUGUCGAGAGAGAUAUGUCAACAGAUGAUGAUCUUCGUAGCACGGAUAGCUGGGGAAGGAGUGCUCAUCGGUUCAACCAAGGAAGGGGAAACUAUGGACCUAGACCAACCUUGGGAGAUGUGGUUCAGACUCUGUCUUCUGCGAUGACAUUGAUACGUCGCUGUCGCGUAAAUGCUGCCCUCACCAUUCAGUUCUUCUCUCAGUUAUUCCACUAUAUAAACAUGUGGUUGUUCAAUGCUAUGGUUAUGGAAACUCAGUUGCGUUUGUGCACGAGGGAUUGGGGCAUGCGGAUCAGACGGCGUCUGGGUAGAAUUGAGGCCUGGGCCGAGAAACAGGGUCUAGAACUGGCGGCAGAAUGCCAUCUAAGCAGGGUUAUACAAGCUUCCAAUCUUCUGCAGUCACCUAAGAGUACAGACGAUGACCUAGCUGCCAUCAGUUCCAAAUGCUUCAAACUAAACUCCCUCCAGUUACAGGCCCUGCUCCAGAACUACAUCCCCAGUUACGGAGAAAGAAAGAUGUCGCAGGAUCUCAUCGAGAGGGUUGUCCGUGUUGCAGUGAACACGGCAGAUGACCUCAGCAGAAAUGAUGGACGUCCAGUCCAGCUGAAUGAGGAUCCUGAUCCAAUGCUGCCAUUCCUGCUGCCGGAGGAUGGCUAUUCAUGUGACAUCAUACGUGGGAUUCCCAAUGGAUUGCAGGAAGAACUGGCUCCUCUCUGCAAGGGUGGCCUGUGCCGCUUGACACCACAGCAUUCUAGUACAGGAGACUGGACCAUUCACCUGAGGAGGAGUGGAUCACCAGGGGGAGAGUACACCAAUCAUGGAUCCAUUUUCCGAUUUAAUAUCCUAAGCCAGAACGGUCCAAACCAAGCAAGAAUGCCACGUGAAGAGCCGGAUGUGAUCACAAUAACCUUCCACAAACACAACACACCAAGUAUGGGAUUAAGCAUCGUGGCAGCUAAGGGAACCCACCAAGCUAAAUCUGGAAUUUACAUAAAGUCUGUGGUGCCAGGAGGAGCAGCGCAAAAGGAUGGUCGCUUGGAAGCAGGUGACCAGUUGUUGAAAGUGGACGGCAACAACUUGUGUGGCCUAACACAAGAAAAAGCUGCACUGUUUCUUGUGAAGACUGGAAAGACUGUGACAUUACAAGUUGCAAAGAAGGCUGCGGAGUAUCAUGACCUUUCAACUCUGCUCAGUCAACCGUCUCCUGUUAUGCCAAGAGCACAUAAAGGAGAGCGGCAGCCAAGACCAAAGAGUGAAGAUUUCUUGCGUGCAGGCCAUCAACACUCUCCAAACCAACCAUGGGAUGACGACCGACCGCACGACACAAACAGCAUGCCACGACACCACGCUUCAAACUUCAUCAAUGCGGCCAACAAGGCCCGUUCAUCACCUAACCUAGCCGAAGACCCAAGAACGGCUCCACCGCAACAGCGACAUAAUGAAAUGCGCCCUCGCGAGAAUGAACCCUACAGACGACAAUAUACAGCCAACACGAUUGAAAGAACAACGCGUGGUUCUUCUCCCGCUAGUACCUUGGAUAAAGCCAACAAAGCUCGUUCUUCGCCUAAUCUAUUGGUGGAGCAAGAUUCUUUCCCAUCUAAUCCAAGCAUUUAUGCGUCUAUCAACAAAGAUAAUAGACCACGAAUCAUUUCUACCUCCAGUCUUCGACCCCAAGAUCAGAGAAUGAAUAGUCUACAACGUGAUGCACCGCGUUCUCAGUCUGUAUCCCAGCUUCCUCCUGGUGAAAAUUACAUGGCAAGACCAGGUGGAUCGAUGAGCAACUUACAAAGACCACCACAGCAGCGCUAUCCACAAAAUCCCAAUUACGCAGAUAUACAAGUACAAGGUCAACGGCCUAUGGAUCCACGUAUGCAGAGGCAGGAUUACUACCGCCAUCCAGAUGAUCGACGACCACCCGGUCAGGAUUACUAUGGACAGGAACCACAGAGAAUGCCUUCCCAUUCACCGCAACCAGGGGAAUAUAUUCCGGGACCAGGUGGUCGUUACCCAAGCCAACAGGAUCUACGUGGGCAGCAAGACCCCAGGUAUCAGCCAGGUGGUUACCUUGGAAGCUACUUAUCACAGCAACAGCCUUAUCAGUUAGGCCUUCAGCAGAAUCCUCUUCAUUAUGCAUCAGACCAUCGGCUUAACAAACCAAAAGAUGACUAUUGGGCUGCUGGACAAUCACCAGAUCAUGCCAGCAAUUAUAAGCAAGUACCAUCUCAACAGAUGGAAGAGGAUAAGAAAAAAGCAGCCAUGGAACGAUACCGACAACGUGUGGCCAAACAGCAGCUUGAACAACAGCGAGGAAGACAGACACGACCUAUCGAAGCAAAGCGUCUUACAGAAGCUGCCGGGCCUCGUCAGCCAGGCCGGGCUCCAGGCCACAAAAAUGCGUAUGCACAGAGGGAAAUUCCUCCUUCAGAUACUGACCGCCAACAGCACACAUCCGCACCAAAGAACCCCAAUAAGAUCCAGGCACCAGUUAGAACUACACCUUUACAGAGUAAACCAGGUAAUACUAACUCUCUGCCAAGAACUCAAAAACCAUCAGCCACAAACAAUAAAGGAGGGUACAAUUCAGCUAUCCAAGAAUUGAAGGAAAAGCAGUCUUACGGUAAUCAGUCAUGGAAAGUAGAGGAUGAGGGUGAUCGAGAAAAACGUUAUGAAGAGGAACUUGAAAGAAUGCGGUAUGCAGAGAUUCAGGACCUCUCACAGAUGCAGUACAGAUCUCCAGAGCAGAAUGAUCGGUUAGAAAAGUUGAUGCUGGAGCAUGACUUCCAAAUGAGACUCAAGAGCUCAAUGCAAGAUUACUCCGAUGAUGAUGAGAUUCCUCCAAUGCCUAGAGAUGAAGCUGAACAAGAGCGCCGCCUGCAAGAUCUUCAGAAAGAACGGAUGAAAGAGCAACAGAUCGAAGAGAUGCACCGUGAGAAACAACAAAGAGAGGAAGAAAACCGUCGUUUGGAAGAACAAAGGAUGCACCAGCAGAGAAUUGAAGAACAGAGAUUAGAACAGCAAAGAUUGGAACAACACAGGAUGGAACAGCAGAGAAUGGAACAGCAGAGAAUGGAACAGCAGAGGAUGGAACAGCAGAGGAUGGAACAACAGAGGAUGGAACAACAGAGGAUGGAACAACAGAGGAUGGAACAGCAGAGAUUGGAAGAAGAGAAACGGCAAGAGGAUGCCAGGGUAGAACAGAUGUUGAGGCAACAGGAAGAAGAGAUGAGACAAAGGCAUGAGCGACAACGACAAGAGCAAGCCCGGCGUGAAGCUGAAAUUGAGAGAGAACGUCAACGACUAGAGAAGCAGAUGGCUUUCAAAGAUGAACCUGCAGAACGAGCAACUGAACCGUAUCAACCAAAACCAUACACACCAAAACCAGUUGAUCCUGAUGUCCUUGGGUACAUGCCGAACCUAACAAGAGCUGACCUUUCUUCUGAUAAUUACCAACAGAAUGGAAACCCUGAUCCUGUCCCCCAUGUACCCCUUGCAAUACCAAAACCAGCUACUAAACCCAAGCCUCCAGUUAAAGCAAAACCAACCAUUACCAAUGAUAAUAAUUCAAACCACAACCACAAUGGUGGUGAUGAGUUUGGAACACCUCAGAAUUCGCAAAAUCUUAACACUUUCAAGGUUGGCGACACCCCAACAGUAAUUGGCUCCCAGGAAGUCUACAAAGAUCCUCGUGCCAAGAUCCUUGCGGCAAAAGAUCCAGGUUCACCCAAGCCUGAAGAGCCUCAGAAAUUAUCUUUCCAACAAAAAAUGGUGAUGUUCCGUAAGGAAGCUGGUGAGAGGAGGACACCCAAGGAAAGACCUCGUUCAUCCAAAUGGGAAAGAGAAUUCCUUGCUGAAAACCCUGGCCUAAGUGAAGGUGAUUAAUGUACGGCAAUCACCAUGAUUAUCAUAUACAACAGCAGCAACUCAGUUGGAAACCUUCAAUUGGUCAUUUUGGAAUUAUAAUUAUUAGAACAUAUAGUUGUGAAAAUUCCUCAAAUAAUUUCCAAUUUUUUUUUUCUUGAAAAUUAUUAUUGUUGAUGCUAAAGCAUUAUAAUACCCAAGUAUAUUCUCAACCAAGAAUUUGCAACCAAGUUGCAACUUGAAUCGUGUAUAAGCCUACUAAUGAAGGAACGGUGGUAGUCCGUGUUUUAUAACAAUUGAAGUGCCUUGUAUAAAAAAAAUAGCCCUAUAGGUCAGUUUCUAACGCUAUAUACAGUAUACAGUCCCUAUAGCGCUUGUAAAAAUGCGUUAUCAGCCUUUGGCACCAUCCAAUCUUAACCCUCUUAUGAUUACUGCUUCUAUGUAGAUAAUAAUAAUAUUAAUAAUAAUAAUAAUAGAGCAAUUUUGUAUAAAAGAGUAUAACCCAGCUCAGAUAUUUUUGACUCAUUAUGCAUAUGUAAUUUUUGUUAAUUACUUGUAUACUCUUUGGAUUUUGGUGAUGGAGUACUGUAGUUCAUUCAUUAUAGUAUUACAUUGAACAUUAGUUUAUGGAAGAGCAAGAAAUUGUGUUUUAUAUAAAUAUUAAUAAUUGAGUGAUCAUUAAUUAAUUAUUGAUAUCAAUUCUGUAAUAUUGAUAUCUGUAAUUAAUAUUUUUUAAUAAUUACUGAAAACAAUUGUAUGUUAUUGAUAACAGUAGAUAUAAUUAUGGUAUUGAUUAUUUUGCAUAGGUUCCACAUUUGGCUUGUUUUUAAUAAUUAUUUACAUAAUUGUAUGUUGUCAGAUGUGUUAAUUAUUUUUUGCUUGGAAUUCUAGUACAUUUUCUUUUAUAAUUUGAUCUUUGGAUGUUGACAAAAAUGUUUGUUGGUGCUUGUCAUCAGUUGAAAGCAAAAACCAAAACCAGAACAUUUUCACAUUCUUAAUUACUGUAUUUAUUUUCAUGUAUAAUAAACGUUUACUAUGCCAACACAUUAUCACUGUAAUUUUGUAGAUUUUAAACUUAAGAUUUGUACAAUAACAUUGCACUUUGGUUUUCUAUUGCUUUAUUAAACCAAGCUCCUUGAUUGAACUUGGGAUGAAUUUUAACUUGUUAAUCUCAAUCAAAGAUAGCGUUCUCCGCGAUUUACGCGUGCAAUUUCAGUAAUAACGCAUGAACGGCGCCCUCUUGCAGAAUUGAAAACUUUUGAACCUUGACCGCUCUGACCAUAGCGUACGCCGCGCGACUUUACGUUUACGCGUAACAAUUAGAAGCGUCCGAUUUACAAUGCGCCUUCUCUUUAUAACAUAAGGAACAAAUUAACGUACUUCGUAACGAACUUUGGCGUAACGCGAACACCCUAUUUCAGAUCCAUGGCAAUGACUAGGACGCCCUCUCCCAAAACUGAUUACUUUUCUGCGCCAAAUCGACGCUUCUAUUUGUUAUGCGUAAAAUCGCGGAGAACGCCAUCUUGUGUUUAUAAGAACUUUGAUCUCAAAUGAUCCAUUACAGUAGAUUACUUGCACAUAAACAAUAAUGAUUUAUAAUAUUGCGAUGGUUAAUGACAAACACAAAUGUAUAUGCCAGCAGUUUGUAUAAUUUUGAGGUGUACAUAAGUAUAUAUUACACUAUGUUAUAGAAAUAUUUACCAGUGACUGUUGAGUGUGUGUGCGUCGUGAUAGAAACAUAUACGACUGUUGGAUUCCUGCUAGGUUAAAUACAUCAUCUGAUGGUUAUUAUCAGUGUGAGUAAAUUUUCAGAAUCAAAAUCUGUUUCAAUUGAUUUUAAUAUGAAUGGAAUGCUAGCUUAAGUGCUAAUCAGAUCAAUAAAAAGUCUCUACAGGAUUUGUCAGCUAUUAAUUAACCAAUCAAAAUGUGGCUAAUUAGUGAGAAUUAUUUUAAUGCAUAUGUGACUAAAAUGAAGUUAAUUCAUUUGGGAAUUAUCUUGAUAGUUGUAAUCUUAUUUAAAGGGUUAUUUUGUUAAAUAAAAAUAUCUUUUCUCUGUAUGAAUUUUGUAAUGAACAAAACAAAAUAAAUCACUACAUGUAGAAGAAAAAAUAAAAUUCAUGAUUGUUUUGAAAUUAAAAUAUCUAAAAUCACGUUACCUAUGAAAGUUCAAAGUUCAAGUUUGAGAGACAAAUCACUGUAAAUUUGUAGAUUGUGCUGUUGCUACCUGGUUUUAAAAUACAGGCACUUUCAAAAAGAAGCCAAGUUUGAAAGCGCAAACAAAACAACCAUGUGUUUACUGGUUGUAUAUUGAAGAUGUUAUCUUUGUUUUGAAAUUCACUUUAAUUUUGACGUUUGCUACAAUGGCCAUUAAUCGUUUUUAAUGAACAUAGCACAUACAGUUUGAACAAGGAAGCUGGAGUUAAUAAAAUUUCUAGUUGUUUUCGUGUUUGGCAUAAUCUUGUUGAUAUAACACAACUAACAGACAUGCAACUAAGUUUAUGUAUUUUAGAAUUUGAUUUAUUACUAUAGCUCAAAGAAACACAUUUUGUAAAUAAAUAUUCAAUAAAAAUUUUAAUAUGCAAA